Pocillopora damicornis (cauliflower coral) is the source of this 3125-nucleotide messenger RNA. RefSeq names its product homeobox protein orthopedia. Gene Ontology annotation, biological process: neuron differentiation; regulation of DNA-templated transcription. Gene Ontology annotation, molecular function: DNA-binding transcription factor activity, RNA polymerase II-specific; DNA binding. The record is from RefSeq and is a predicted model, not a curated record. Lineage: Eukaryota; Metazoa; Cnidaria; Anthozoa; Scleractinia; Pocilloporidae.
ACGCGCUUGAAAAACCGUCGUAAUUACGCGCUGUCGAGUUCGGAACGCGCCGGGAGCCGCUUGAAGAUUGCGCACUGAAAGGCGAAAAAAUUAUAUUACGGGCGCUUAAUUUGCCAUGCUCUCAUGUUCAAUUAGCACAAUUAAAUAUUAAUAUAGAGUGAUUUGCUUACAUGCUUUCUGAUCCGGUGGUGACACCUGACAUAAUUUUAUUAGAAAAUAGCACCAGGGCGCGCGCUGAUUGGCCAGACGCGGCUAUAGAUAUUAAAUCCGAGGUAAUAAGCACUCUACAAAGAAGACCGAAAGUUUGGCAGAAUCGCAGAAGAUUAGUAAUGGAGCCAGCGACCGACGCGAACGGACCAGUCAGAGGAGCAGCCAUGGAUCACCGCGAAGAUCACAGUACAACUUCUUUACUGGAAUUAGUUCCAAGUCUGGAGCACUCGAUCGUCGGAAUACUCAAUCACAACGGCGAGCUAAACGAGCAGGAUUCUGAUAGCGCUAAGAACGGUUGUGUAGACGGCAAGAGCUCCCCGACAGAGCACAGGAAGAUUGAUACUGUUUCUCUUGAUGAUGAAGAUAGAAAGGCCAGUGAUAGCCAAGGCGUCAAACAGAAGCGCCAUCGCACUCGUUUCACACCGGCUCAACUCAACGAGCUUGAGAGGUGUUUCGCUCGGACUCACUACCCAGACGUUUUCAUGCGAGAGGACCUCGCCGCACGCAUUGGUCUCACCGAGUCGAGAGUUCAGGUUUGGUUUCAAAAUCGACGCGCUAAAUGGAAGAAACGAAAGAAGACAGCUGCAAUUCUUCGACCUCCUGCCCCGAUUCUUCCGUCUCACAUGGCCCAGGCGUACAACCCCAGCCCCAUAGGUGACUCCUUGUGUACUUUCCAUAAUGAUCACCGAUGGCCCAGCACAAUGGGCACAGCAAUGCCAACGAUGGCUCCAGUCACUACUCCUUCUCUUCCUCUCUCCCCACCGCAUCACCCAUUCGCACAGACUGGACAUGAGGUUCUUCCACAGACAUACUCACAUCAAGGUACUAUGCCGAGAUCACACCUCAGCAUGUCCAUCCAACAACAGGCCACCCCACCAGCCCAACAGACCUUUCAACAACCGUUUGGCGGAGCCAGGGAGAUGCCCAUUUCGUCUUCGCCUUCUCUACAAGAUAUCCAAUGCAGCAUUCCUAAUGGAGGAGAGUUGUGGCGUGGUUCUAGUAUAGCUUCGUUACGGAGAAAAGCCUUGGAACACAAGGCGGCUUUUACAUAUAGAUAAGUAAAAGGUUCAGUAGCUCCUCUACGAUAUUGACAGAAUUACUGUUGCAAUAUUGAAGCCUAAAUUAGUGCUAGAGACAAGAAGAGAAUCACCGGACACUUCUUGUCAGUUUUGGUUCAAUAUAUUUACAAUUAAGACAUUUUUAAAAUAUUUUAAAUUACCAUUCUCUUUACGUCGGGUUUGCCAAGAGAAAUUUUCACCAUGUUUCUUUCCUUGCAUCUCAGAAAGUAGAUCAUCCCAUAAAAUAUAUAUAUAUAUAGUAUACUUGAAGUCUUUUUUCAUGAUAUCAUUUGCUGAAGAAGAAGAAAAAGGAAUCAAAAUUCGUAGCCAAAAAGUGUAAGUAAUGUAAGGGUCAUUAACCUUGGACUAUUGAUUUUAUUGUUGCAAAGACACAAAUUCCUCCAUCAAAAUUAUUCAGAAAAUUUAUGAAUGUUUAGAUAGUUCCACCUAACACUCGCUCGCUACUUUUUUAAUUCCAACCCUAUUCAAAAUCAUAGCAUCGCAUUUUUUUUUAGUUUCUGUCUGUCAGCCAAGCUCACCGGCUUGCCAAGUUUAAUCACAAAGAAACUUUGGAAUGAGUGUGAAUAUUACUUCACAGAAAAGAGAGACAAUUUUUUUUGAAGAGGCUCUUUCGCUCUGGAAUAACACCUAAAGUCGAAUUUUGAAUAACGGCUUUGCUCUGUUAAGUCAAGAUUGCACACAUACUAUCACCCCACCGCAAAAAUUUCAACGCAAAUGGAACCAUAGAAAUUCCAGACAACUGACCGAAAAUUUUAGUAAAAAUUUCAAGUAUUUCCCAGGAACUAUAAGGAGAGCUAAUUAUGAGCAAAUUUUCCUCACAAUCUCGAAUUUACUGAGAAAAUUGUGAAACUGUUAACGAAAAGGCGAACUAUUGUUUUAAGCACAGAAUAAGCAAGCUUGAUGGAAGCCUUGUUCUUCUAUCAGUUCAAGGAACACUUCUGUGCUAAAUUUGAUUUCUAUGCUAUUUCAAGGAAAAACCUGCCGACAGCACAAAAUUCUCAUCAUUUUCCCUAACUUUGCAAAUAGCAAAUACUCGUUCAACCCUUAGCCAGAAAAGAUAUUGACAGACGAUAAAUGUGUUAACCAUUCCAUCAGUCUAUUCUUUUACAAUUACGUAAUAUAAUUUCAUUAAGAGAAAAGAAAAAAUUCACAUGCUUCGAAUUAUGUUUUGGCUAAAACCCUGUAUAUACUGAAAGGACUAUACUACAAUACUAUCGCUAAAUAUACAUGUAAAUUUCCGCUGGAAACCUGUAUGGUAACAUUAUGGAAAGAUUAAGGUAUUUCUGAGGUAAAUUCGUCAACCAAUUGAGCCUUCCCACAUCUUAUAGACAGCGAUUUCUUGACACUCAUUUAUUUCGAUAACUGCAGUUGUCAUUUGACAAAUGCAAGCCGAGUUGAUUUCCACGGAGAACUUUUUCAUGGCCGCACUUUAAAAGGACGCUAUCAAGUUUGCGUUUUGAAGUGUUUUCCAGAUGGAAGCAAAUCAAUCGCACGAAUAGCACAGUAUAUUCCGCGCAUAUCAAGGCACCUCAUUAACGACUAUGUUGGCUACUCUCACAUUUUCCUUAUUUUCCUUAAAUUAUUUUUGCAUUUAUCGUUGUGCUCAGCUAUCUAUUUUUCUGCUAUUUCAUACAUUUAUUAAUCUCCCAACUAAAGCAACUUCAACUAAUAAGGAAGAAAGCUUUUGCCUUUAUUGAAAAAAAAAUUAAAUAACACGACAAACCAUCAAGAAAACCCUGCUUUGUCUCGGUUUGAUGGAAGAAGGGUAAGUCCCAUCCAUGUAUUCCAACCCAUCCUUGCUGCGUAACAUCGCUACAAGCUUGACCUUUCAGCUCU